Molecule: messenger RNA, 2361 nt
Organism: Microplitis demolitor
Lineage: Eukaryota; Metazoa; Arthropoda; Insecta; Hymenoptera; Braconidae
Product: brain tumor protein
Exons: 9
Coding region: 220-2220 (666 amino acids)
Biological process (GO): negative regulation of translation; protein polyubiquitination; proteasome-mediated ubiquitin-dependent protein catabolic process
Molecular function (GO): protein binding; translation repressor activity; ubiquitin protein ligase activity
Source: RefSeq, a predicted model, not a curated record
UUUUCGGUUUGUGAGUUAAUGUGCAGUACCGGCGUAAAAUUAGACUUGUUUUUUAAAAAUCGAGGAUGACUUACUCUCUGGGAGGACUAUAUAUUUAUUCUAAUCAUUUUGAUGUAGACUUUGUUACGUUAUUAAAAUGUCAAUGGAAUAAUAGAUAUUAUAAGUAAAUUUGUUUUAAUUAAAAACAAUAUAAAUAUAAAAUAAACAAUAGUUGACAGCAUGGAUACAAACAGCACAGAUGCCAAUAAAAAGUGUAUUUCUAAUCCAUAUAAGAAUUCCAUAAUGAAUAAUGAAAAUAAAAGCAAUAUCGGCCGUUGUUUUGAUAAUUAUUCGAGUAAAAGGUACUCAGCGCGUGAUUAUUCGAGCAAUAACGAAUACCUUGAUUUCGAUCGCUGUUGUGAUGAUAUUGUUGAUGAAGUGAUUGACAAAAAAGAUAUAAGAAAUACAAGAAAACAACAGAGUUGCAAUUUACAUUCUACUGAAAUAAUUAGAUGGUAUUGUUAUCUAUGUGAGCAACUUAUAUGUAUUGAAUGUCUGUUAACUAACCAUCAAACUUUAGAACAUCGUUAUGAAAAUAUAACUCAAACUGAAAUUCGUUUCGAUAAAAAGUUGGCUGAUAUAGUUUCACAAAGUAAUAAUCAAAUUAACGAAUGGAAAAAUACUCCGUUAUAUGAAAAAACGUUGCGGGAAGUGGACUUUCAAUAUGUCCAGGUUGAAGAUAAAAUUAAUGAAACCUACGAGAUUUAUAAAACUAUUUUAAAAGAAUUCAGAGAUAACAGUCUAGUUGAUCUAAAAGAACUACGUGAAAAACGUAAGACUGAAGUUGUUGAUGCAUAUCACAAAAUGAACAAACUUGUCAUGGAAAUCAAAGAAAAUGUACAGAAGACUACAUCAAAUUAUUUGAAGAGAGAAAACGAGUUGGAUAAUAUUAAUUUCAAGGCCACAUUGAUCAAAGAGCUAUCGAAUCGGAUUAAUAAAAUUUCUGAGAUGAAUGACAUAUUUUAUAUAAAUUUUCAAUUUAAUCCGAGAUGUUUUGAGAAAGUUAUUAAUGAUUUUCAUGAAAUGCGUGCGAAAGAUAAAAUUAAUAAUUUACAAAGAAUUUAUCAUUCAUCUAAUCCUUUCAUGAACGAAUUGACAGAGACUCAAAAGUUAAAACUUGAGCAGUUGAUAAAUAAUAAUCCGAUACUUAAUUUAAAUAAUAUUAAUACAGAUGCUGAUAUUCAUUCGGAUUCUUCAAAACCAUCUUCAAUAUCAAAUAAACAAACAGUUACUGAUACAAAUCUUAAUAUUGAACCUCAUCCAGAAGAAAAAUUGAACGUUUCUGAUAAAAUUAAUUUAACUAGUUCAGCUGUCCGUGAAGUUGCUAAUAAAUCACCAAUAAAAUAUGUGUUAACUGGAAGCAUUGAUAAUAGACAAAAAAUAUCGAUGAGACUUCAAAGAAGAAUUAAUGAAUUUUCAUGCCCGCAAGAUCUUUGCUUGAGUGAAAAUGGAGAUAUUAUAGUAGCAGACACAAAAAGCCAUGAAAUCAAAAUAUUUGAUAAGGACGGUAAUUUUAAAUUAAAAUUUGGAAUGUAUGGCAAUAAAAACAGUUAUUUUAUAUAUCCAAAAUAUGUGACGGUUUUCUUGAAUAAUUCUCAAAACAGAGGAAAUAUUGUUGUCUACGAUAAAGUUGAUUGGAUUCCCAGAUUGCAAAUGUUUGCAAAUAAUGGAGUCUUUUUGAAAUCUGCAGUUUUUAAAAUCAUGGAUUUCUUGAAAGCACUUGCUACGACUAAUAAUGAUCGUAUUGUAGCUCUAGAUCAAAGCAAACAAAUAUUCGUUAUUUCUGAUACUUUGAUUAUUUUAAAAAAAAUUGAUUGCAAACAGUUUCUUAUAGAACCAAUUACUAUGGCUAUUAAAGGUGAGGAAAUAUUUAUUUCUGAUAAGAAAAAAGUCUGCGUAACAGUUAUCAAUAACGAAGGUCAGUUUUUGGGUCACAUUGGUUAUAAAAAUCAAAACCGACCCUCACAAGGAAUUGGUUUUGUCAACGAUACAAUUUUAAUUAGUUUUAGUGAUUUCAAAGAAGUUCAGAUCUAUGAGUUUUCAAAAAAUGGUAGUUGCAGCUUUAAGUAUGAAUUGAGGAAUAUAAAAGUACUACAAUCUGAUAGAUUUGAGAUAUCGUCAAAUGGUUCGUUAGUAUUGUUAAAUAAAAUGAAUGAUGAAUUGCUUAUUCUAAACAUGUAGUUACACAUCAUAAAAGCUUAUAUUAUAUAAUAUACUAUUUAUCAAAUUACAACGGAAAUUCUUAUGUUUUUAAAUAACCAGCCAUCAACGAAAGUCAGUUAAACUUAUAAAUCAAUAAUUUAUAUUCAUGUAUCCUUUAUG